Molecule: messenger RNA, 930 nt
Organism: Saprolegnia parasitica CBS 223.65
Lineage: Eukaryota; Oomycota; Saprolegniomycetes; Saprolegniales; Saprolegniaceae
Exons: 1
Coding region: 1-930 (309 amino acids)
Biological process (GO): carbohydrate metabolic process
Cellular component (GO): extracellular region
Molecular function (GO): cellulose binding
Source: RefSeq, a predicted model, not a curated record
AUGCUCCACCCGCCGCACCGCGGGCACAUGUUCCGCCUUCCGCAGUUUAGCUUCUUCCCCGAAGACUAUGACGACGAUGGGCUCAGCGGUGGCGGCAUCGGCGGCACCAAGGGCGGCAAGCACGGCAUCUGCGGCGACCCGUACAACGGCGCGCGUCAUCACGAGACGGGCGGCAAGUACGGUCUCUUCCCCAAGUACGGCGCCAAGGCCGUCGGCGCGUGCUACAAGCCGGGUGCGACCAUGGACAUUGACAUUCAGAUCACGGCCAACCACAAGGGGUACUUUACCUUUGGUCUCUGCAAGCUCAACGGCAAGGACGACAAGGAGACCGAAGAGUGCUUCCAAGAUCUCAAGCAGCCCAACGGCGAGACGCAGUGGAAGCUACCGGGCGGCAACAAAAAGUUCUCCAUGCAGUACAACCUGCCGUCGAACGUCAAGUGCGACGGCGACUCGCACUGCGUGCUGCGCUGGUGGUACGUCGGCUGGAACAACCCGGACGACGACAUCAACGGCCAAGAGCAGUUUUGGAACUGCGCCGACAUUUACAUUAGCGACUCGUGCGGUUCGGAGCCCAAGCCAACGCAAAAGCCCGUGCCCACCGACGUGCCGUCGCCAGACGACUCGAACCCGACGACCAUGCCGACGCACAAGCCGACCCACAAGCCUACUGACAAGCCGACGCACAAGCCCAAUGACAAGCCGACGCAGAAGCCCACUGACAAGCCGACGCAGAAGCCUACUGACAAGCCGACGCACAAGCCCAAUGACAAGCCGACGCAAAAGCCGAUCGACGUCAAGGACGCCAAGAAGGCGUGGGAGCAGUGCGGUGGCAAGGACUACACGGGCAACGUGGCCUGUGCGACGGGCCUCGAGUGCAUCAAGCAGGACGAGUGGUACUCGCAGUGCGUGCCCGCCAAGCGCUUUGGCUAA